CAUGCCGUACUGUUGUGUAAAUUGUGUACAUAUGCUAGAUACUUAUUAUUGUUGAUAUGCAGUCGUAUCUGUUCCAAUUUUAUUCGUACGAUUUGAUUUAAGUGAAAUAUAUACAUAAAUUUUCUUGUGACGACGCUGCGUACGUUUUAAACUUCUUCCAGAAUGUUUCGACCGGUCUUCUCCAAACCGGGGGACAGCAUGUGGCAGGAGGAUAAGCCUGACAUUGAUGCUCAUUCAUCGACACAGUUCGUUUACAAUGCGCAUCAUUCGCUGGCACUUGACAUGCAGCGUCAGCGGCUGCCCAUAUUCAAAAACAAAGAACAUAUUAUCUAUUUAUUGGAGAAAUAUCAGACACUAGUGUUGGUUGGCGAAACAGGUUGUGGUAAAAGCACACAAGUACCUCAGUAUCUUCUUGAAGCAGGAUGGUGCGCAGAUGGGAAAAAGAUCGGCAUCACGGAGCCCAGAAGAGUUGCAGCCACAUCUCUAGCAAAUCGCGUGGCUGACGAACACAAUUGCAUUUUAGGAACCACUGUGGGUUAUUGCAUACGUUUCGAUGAUUACACUGAUGAAACGACUAAAAUUAAGUACAUGACAGAGGGUAUUCUUCUACGGGAAUUAAUGAGCGAUCCGUUAUUAACAAGCUACUCGGUCAUUAUCCUGGAUGAAGUGCACGAAAGAACGCUUUUGACUGAUAUCAUAAUGGGAUUGCUGAAAAAAAUAAUCAGGAAACGGAAGAGUCUGAGAGUUAUUGUUUCGUCGGCGACGGUCGAUGCAGAGGAGCUACGAGAUUUUUUUAAUGUGAAUACGACGAAGGACUCGAGUAAAGAUAGCGCUGUUAUCAUGAGCGUAGAGGGACGGUUAUAUCCGGUAGAUGUGUUUUUUCUAAAAGAGCCGGUGGCGAAUUAUGUUAACGGCGUAGUAGACACCGUCCUAAAAAUACAUGAAACGGAGGAGUCGGGUGAUAUCCUAGCAUUUCUCACGGGACUCGAUGAAGUCGAUCAAGCCGUCUCUCUUUUGUCGGAACACGCAAAGCUCAUAAAAGAUGGCAAACAGAAACUACUUCCGCUACCAAUGUACGGAUCGCUUCCGAACGCGGAGCAACUUAAGGUGUUCUGGAGGGCCGCUAAAGACACUCGCAAAGUUAUCGUAGCAACCAACAUCGCGGAAACAUCUAUUACUAUCCCAAAUAUUGUUUACGUAAUUGAUUGCGGCUUCGUCAAGAUACCUUGGUUUGAAGCGGAAACGCAGACAAACAGCCUUGUUAUUGUGCCUGUAUCAAAAGCUUCCGCCGAUCAACGAGCCGGCCGCGCAGGUCGCGUCCGUACUGGAAAAGCAUUUAGAUUGUAUACAGAAGAGGCUUACAUUGGAUUGUUUGAAGCUACCCCACCGGAAAUGCAACGGUCAGAUUUGGCGCCAGCGAUAUUGCAACUUAAGGCCCUAGGCAUCGAUAACGUAUUGCGAUUCAAUUUUCCAUCCGCACCACCCAGCAAAAAUUUAGUUACGGGAUUGGAAUUACUUUAUGCAUUGGGCGCGAUCGAUAGUAAUGGAGAUUUGACAAUGCCGUUAGGUUUGACGAUGGCUGAAAUGCCUUUGGAACCUGUGCUUGCAAAAUCUUUAAUCACAUCCGGUGAAAUGGGAUGUUCCGCGGAAAUCACGACGAUAUUCGCCAUGCUACAAGUUCAGAAUGUUUUCGUGCAACCUGGCGGAGGGCAAGCGGCUCUAAAAGCAAGAAUAGCGCACCGCAAAUUUGAGGUAGAAGAAGGAGAUCUUCUCACGUUGUUGAAUGUUUAUACAGCUUUCGAUCAGAAUAAAACACCCAUUUGGUGCCAAAAACAUUUUCUCAAUCACAAAGCUUUGCGGAGAGCUAUGGAAAUUCGCGUGCAGAUGCAUAAAAUGCUUAAACGUUUGGAUAUUCCACUGACAUCCUGCGAUGGAAAUGUUCAACAAAUUCUCAAAUGUUUGACCGCUGGUCUCUUUCCCAAAGCUGCAUAUCUGCAUUAUACAGGCACUUAUAGAACAGUUCGAGGCAACAAGGAUUUGUAUAUUCAUCCAAAUAGUUGUUUAUAUAUUCUGCAGCAACCGCAAUGGUUAUUAUUUUGUGAAAUUCUGCAAACAAAUAAAACUUAUAUGAAGGAUUUGACCGUCAUUCAGCCAGAAAUGUUAUUGGAAGCGGCACCUCAUUUUUAUGAAAGAACAUCUAUUGAAUCCAUUUAAAAUAUCAAAUAAAUGAUUAUUGCAACAAUUUUACUUGAGAUACGCGCAUCACAAGUUUAUUGCAACAAUUUUACUUGAGAUACGCGCAUCACAAAUUUAUUGCAACAAUUUUACUUGAGAUACGCGCAUCACACAUAAUAUUUAACAUUCAUUCUUUCUUGUAUAUAUGUGUUGUAUAUAUGUCAACUUGUAUAUGUGUCGUUUAAUGUAAAUAACGAAAAAAAUAAUUAUAAU
This is a messenger RNA of Pogonomyrmex barbatus (red harvester ant), 2448 nucleotides long. Its product is annotated as putative ATP-dependent RNA helicase DHX35. The record is from RefSeq and is a predicted model, not a curated record. Gene Ontology annotation, molecular function: RNA binding; ATP binding; helicase activity. Lineage: Eukaryota; Metazoa; Arthropoda; Insecta; Hymenoptera; Formicidae. Gene Ontology annotation, cellular component: intracellular anatomical structure; catalytic step 2 spliceosome.